AUGUCGGCCCCGGUGCCAGUGUCAAGAUGCGUCCAGCGCGGCGCACGAUCAAUUGCGCGCUGGACGCCCAGACGAGCCGUCCCCGCGAUCGGCUCUAUGACGAGGACUGCUCGCAUGACGACGACCCGGGCAGUGCCGAUGCAGCGGUUAGCGGGCAUGAGGCUAUUCACCACCAGCCGACGAUUAUACAACGCCGAAGAAGACGAGACUUUUGAUCCGGCGUCCAUUGAGCGCGAGUCCGAUGAAGUAGACGUCUGUAUCGUGGGUGGCGGACCAGCCGGGUUAAGUGCUGCCAUUCGGUUAAAGCAGCUUGCCAAUGAGGCGGGUAACGAGGACUUCCGAGUGCUUGUCCUUGAGAAGGCUGGCGAUAUGGGCGCGCAUAUUCUCUCUGGUGCCGUUAUCCAGCCCAGUUCCAUCAAUGAACUCAUUCCCGACUGGCUCGACGAAGAAAACCCCAACAGAUUCGAACAUGCGACCCCCGCGACAACGGAUAAGAUGCGCAUCUUAACCAAGACUGGAUCAUUUCCUGUCCUCGCACCCCCUCAGAUGCACAACCACGGCAACUACAUCGUCAGUCUGAACCAGUUUGUCAAGUGGCUGGCUGAGCGGGCCGAAGAGCUUGGUGUCGAAGUCUAUCCCGGCUUUGCGGCCGCCGAGGUUAUCUACCAUUCCGAUGGCUCCGUCAAGGGUGUAGCGACGAAUGAUUUGGGGAUUGCGCGUGAUGGCAAGCCCAAGGAUACGUUUGAGCGUGGCAUGGAGUUCCACGCCAGAGUCACCAUGUUCGGCGAGGGCUGCCACGGCAGCUUGAGCAAGCAGGUCAUCAACAAGUUUGACCUCCGCAAGGACAGCCAGCACCAGACAUAUGGCCUGGGUAUCAAAGAAGUCUGGGAAGUAGACCCCGAGAAGUUCGAAAAGGGAUUGACUCUUCACACAAUGGGCUACCCCUUACCCAAAGACGUCUACGGCGGUUCCUUCAUGUAUCACUUUGGCGAGAACAUGGUCACGCUCGGCUUAGUCGUCUCUCUCGACUACCAAAACCCAUGGCUGUCGCCAUACCAGGAAUUCCAGAAGCUCAAGCAGCACCCCACGUUCAAGAACGUCCUCGAAGGCGGCAAGUGCAUCUCCUACGGCGCUCGUGCCCUCGUUGAAGGCGGCUUCCAGUCCAUCCCCAAGGUAGCCUUCCCCGGUGGCGCUCUGAUCGGCGACUCAGCAGGCUUCAUCAACGUCCCCAAAGUAAAGGGAACCCACAACGCCAUGAAAUCCGGCAUGCUCGCCGCCGAAGCCGCCUGGAACGCGCUCAGCCAGAGCGACGAUGGCACAGUAUUCCUCUACGACUACGAAGACUCACUGCGGAAGUCACCUAUCUGGAAGGAACUCAAGGAGGUUCGAAACAUGCGACCUUCGUUCCAUUCGCCGCUCGGUGCCAUUGGCGGUGUUUUGUACUCUGCACUCGAGGCAUUCAUCUUCAAGGGCCGUGUCCCCUGGACGUUUAAGCACAAGACUCCUGACUAUGCUGCCACCAAGCCUGCCGACCAGUUCCCCAAGAUUGAAUAUCCCAAGCCGGAUGGCAAGAUCACCUUUGAUAUCCUGACUAGUGUAUCCCGAACCGGUACCAACCACGAGGAAGACCAGCCUGUCCACCUGCAAGUCAAGGAUUGGGAUGCGCACACCGAGAAAGCCUAUCCUCCUUUCAAAGGUCUCGAGAACCGUUUCUGUCCCGCAGGCGUGUACGAAUACGUCGAGGAUGAAUCGAAGCCUCACGGCGUGCGCUUCCAGAUCAAUGCCCAAAACUGCAUCCACUGCAAGACGUGCGAUAUCAAAGCGCCCCAACAAGACAUCAACUGGCAAGUUCCCCAGGGCGGCGAAGGACCAAAAUACUACUUGACGUGA
This is a messenger RNA of Pochonia chlamydosporia 170, 1890 nucleotides long. RefSeq names its product electron transfer flavoprotein-ubiquinone oxidoreductase, mitochondrial precursor. Lineage: Eukaryota; Fungi; Ascomycota; Sordariomycetes; Hypocreales; Clavicipitaceae. The transcript is spliced from 2 exons. Gene Ontology annotation, molecular function: electron-transferring-flavoprotein dehydrogenase activity; iron-sulfur cluster binding. Gene Ontology annotation, biological process: electron transport chain. Gene Ontology annotation, cellular component: mitochondrial inner membrane. Bases 1 to 1890 code for a protein of 629 amino acids. The record is from RefSeq and is a predicted model, not a curated record.